AUGAGGUCGCUUUCCGUGGGUCAGUUCAAUUCCCUUUUGCACUACCUGGGUCUGCGGGUCCUCGCCUCUGCGCAACAAUAUCUUGCCACGUCAGAACCAGAGGAAACAGUAUUCCGGGAAGGUUUUGAAGCGGAGCUACAAGCUUUGGUAGUCGUCAUUUAUUGCGCCAAGAUGCGUUUUCCAGGGAUAACGCCACCUGAGUUCCUACAACGGCUUUUGCUCAUCAACUUGGAUGAGUGUUAUGGCCCACUUUGCAUUCUAGAUGGAGUGCUAGCCAGCCUUCCAGACGACAUUGACGUUUCUGCAGCGGAUGCUGGUCCAAACGCAUGGUGGGCUCCAGGUGCCUCUCCGCGACGCUUGACGAUCGAGGAGAUCAUUGAUUGCUGGAACCAGUGGCAGACAAUGGAUAGGCCGUCACCUGCUACCCACGACCCCGCGCCGGGACCGCCGGCGACCCUCGAGCGCUUGAGGAGAACGCGCGAUCUCCUCAAAAAAACUGUAGGAUUGAUCAGUGAAGAGCUCGAGUCCAGUAUGACAGAGCUCUCCGCAGCAACAGAGUGGAAGAAGUUCCUAGUGUUGGAGUUUCCAGAAAUUGCUGAUGUUAUACGAUGGAUAGAAGUGGCCACUCGGGCGUUGGAUCGCCCUCUGUCUUCCUUCUUCAUUUCCACUGAAGCUCCCACCCAAUGGUUGGCCGUCGCUCAAUGGAUUUUCGACCGCGUCCACACGGUCGUCUACGAAGCCAGUCAGCUUCCUCUUUCUAGCGAAGAAAAGGCUGUAUUUAUCCGUUACGUGCAGCAGGAGUUUAAACUCAGGCGCGCCUUUAAGAUCUUCGCUCAGGUCGCGAGCGGCUACUUGUUCCUUUGUUUGGAUGAGCUGAUUGAAAAUCGCUUCACAUGGGCUUGUUCCAGUGUUUUGCUGUAUUUCAGCACCACUGAGGACAUGCUAUUUGAUGGAACGUUGCGGGGGAUCUUUGGCCCUCCCGAAACUCCUCGUCAGGCCAACUGGUUGAAGGCCUUUCUACAACGGGAGAAACCACCCCCACCGAGAUGGCAACACCUCUUGGAGGAGUGCAAUGUCAAACGAGAAUAUCCGGAGAGGGACUGGUCUUAUCCGAGAUGCAAGGUUGCGGCAACAAGGCUUCCCCAGCAAAUCACUCAGUUCGACAAACUCAUAUUUACCCUAGAGGAAGAAUUGGCCAAAAGAAAAGAACGUGUGGCGGAGAUGAGAGCAAUUAAAGAGGCUUGGGAGAACGCUUUAUCCUAA
Coprinopsis cinerea okayama7#130 is the source of this 1263-nucleotide messenger RNA. RefSeq lists its product as hypothetical. NCBI's taxonomy places the organism in Eukaryota, Fungi, Basidiomycota, Agaricomycetes, Agaricales, Psathyrellaceae. The coding region runs from base 1 to 1263 and encodes 420 amino acids. The transcript has 4 exons. The record is from RefSeq and is a predicted model, not a curated record.